CUUCAGUGAUAUCUCAAUUUUGAUUUCUCUUGGCUUUGGUCUACUGUGAUAGAAUUUUUGAUUCAAAAUGCUGGUGGGUUUUCGAUGACUUCAAAAGAUAUUUGAUUUUUAAAUACCAUGAUUAAAAUGCUAAUAAGAUGUAUAAUUUUUACUGUUAUCAAUGACAUAUAUUUGAUAUCAAAAUCCGAGGAUACGAAUUUUUGAUAAUUCAUCGUAAGAGAUGCCAUUGACAGCAUGUUUGGUGUUUUUGGUGGUAUUUUGAGUUUGGUUUUUAUUUGAUGGGCAAGGGAGAAUUAAACUGAAUAUCCAGCAAAUUCAUCAAACAAUUUAGAUGGUUGGUUGUGAAGGAUUGGGAGGGAUUCUUAUGAAGAAAGAUGGGACUAGUGAGUUGGAUAUGUUCUAUCCAAUUAGAUCAGAAUGCCACGCUGACAUCCCGAAGACCCGUUUUAAGUUGAGGGCUGGGAAAACCCUUAGCGCAAGAAGAUGGCGUGCUGCAUUCUCUGAAGAUGGGCAUUUGGAUAUAGCGAAAGUGCUUAGAAGGAUCCAACGAGGGGGUGUUCAUCCUUCAAUCAAAGCAGUAGUAUGGGAGUUCUUGUUAGGUUGCUUUGAUCCUAACAGCACAUUCGAAGAUCGGAGUCAGCUCAGGGAACGGCGUAGGGAGAUGUAUGGGACAUGGAAAGCUGAAUGUCAAAAGAUGGUUCCGGCUAUUGGUAGUGGAAAGUUUAUUACAGCACCUAUCAUAACUGAUGGUGGCCAAACAAACGAAGAGUCUUCAACAAACAGUGAUUUGCAGGAUCAAAAUGGAGUUAUGUCUACACACCUUCCAGAUUCCUCUUUGGAUUGUGGUGGGCAUGUGAAUAAUGCUGUCUCAGACAAUAAAGUGAUUCAGUGGAAGCGUUCCUUGCAUCAAAUUGGUCUGGACGUUGUUCGCACAGAUCGAGUGCUUGUCUUUUACGAGAGUGAAACUAAUCAGGCAAAACUUUGGGAUGUUCUUGCUGUUUAUGCUUGGGUGGACAAUGAUAUUGGUUAUAUCCAAGGAAUGAGUGAUAUUUGCUCAACAAUGGUAAUUCUUCUUGAAAACGAGGCAGAUGCCUUCUGGUGUUUCGAGCAUGCAAUGCGAAGGCUGAGAGAGAACUUCAGAUGCAGUACAAGUUCCAUAGGAGUGCAAGCUCAGCUGUGUACACUCUCACAGAUAAUCAAAGUCAUUGAUCCAAAGCUUCAUCAACACCUUGAGGAUCUAGAUGGUGGGGAGUAUUUGUUUGCAUUUCGCAUGCUGAUGGUACUUUUUAGGAGAGAAUUUUCCUUUGUGGACACAUUGUAUCUUUGGGAGCUGAUGUGGGCCAUGGAAUACAACCCAAACAUCUUCACAUCAUAUGAAGGCCCAAGAGAUGCUACGGAUAGUGGUUUUGCUCCCAAAAUAAAUCACAAACUGCUGAAGCAAUAUGGAGAAUUCGAGAGGAAGAUCGUAACAACUGGACGAAGAGAGCAACACAGUGCACUUGCUGUUUUUCUUGUUGCAAGUAUUCUUGAGACCAAGAAUAAGCAACUUCGAAAGAAAGCCAAGGGUUUGGAUGAUAUUGUCAAGAUCUUGGGUGACAUAACUGGAAAUCUGGAUGCUAAAAAAGCAUGUAAGGAUGCAUUAAAGAUCCACAAAAAGUAUUUGAGCAAGACCAACAAGUCAUAAACAAAGUUAGUGAUCAUCAAUCAACUCCCUACCUCGGCGGCAUUGGCAGAGGGUUCACUUUGCAGAGAAUUUAAAUUAAUUUUUUUGUCGAGUUCCGUUCGGCCAUAUAUUUUUUGUUGUAGGCUUUGUGCUCAAGAUGUUGAUAUGAUAUGCUUCUGCAGCAUAAUGGUUUUAGCAGUUUUAUUUGAGAGCCUUGUACUCUUCUUUUCUGCACAAGAUCAUGUGCUGUUGUAUGCAAGGCUAUUGAAACAUAAAUCAAAAUUUUGGCAGAUUUACCCAAAUCACAGAUGCCCAGAUGCAUU
Molecule: messenger RNA, 1986 nt
Organism: Corylus avellana
Lineage: Eukaryota; Viridiplantae; Streptophyta; Magnoliopsida; Fagales; Betulaceae
Source: RefSeq, a predicted model, not a curated record